Messenger RNA from Neomonachus schauinslandi (Hawaiian monk seal), 1764 nucleotides. It is a transcript of the gene EGR4, whose product is annotated as early growth response 4. The coding region runs from base 1 to 1764 and encodes 587 amino acids. Lineage: Eukaryota; Metazoa; Chordata; Mammalia; Carnivora; Phocidae. The transcript is spliced from 2 exons. Gene Ontology annotation, molecular function: RNA polymerase II cis-regulatory region sequence-specific DNA binding; DNA-binding transcription factor activity, RNA polymerase II-specific. Gene Ontology annotation, biological process: regulation of transcription by RNA polymerase II. The record is from RefSeq and is a predicted model, not a curated record.
AUGGCAGUGGCCCGGGGAGUCGGAAGCCCGGAGCCAGCGCGGCCGCUGCUAUAUAAGUGGGGGGGCCGCGGAGCGGGGGAGCCCGGCUGCGCUUUGGAGAAGCGAGGAGCCGCCGCCCGAGGCCGGUCCCGGCGAGCAAGGGCGCCUCGGCCCCCGGACCCAUUUCCCAGAGGUGAGCGCCUGGAGCCAGGAGCCCGGGUGCUUGGGUCUGUGAGGCGCAGGGCACCCCAACUGCUGGCCUCCCCGUCACCCGCUCGCAGCCAAGCUCAGCGGGCGAGGCCCCCGGCGCCCCGCAGCCGCCGCCGCGCCAUGCUCCACCUUAGCGAGUUUUCCGGCCCCGACGCGCUCCUGGUCAAGUCCACCGAGGGCUGUUGCGCGGAACCCAGCACCGAAUUGUCCCGGCUGCCCGGCAGGGACGCGCCGGCUACUGCCGGCUACCCUGGAGCAGGCGACUUCUUGAGCUGGGCUUUGAGCAGCUGCGGCGCCGGGGGGGACUUAGCCGAUUCCUGCUUCCUGGAGGGGCCUGCACCCACGCCCCCUCCUGGCCUCAGCUACAGCGGUAGCUUCUUCAUCCAAGCAGUACCCGAACACCCGCACGACCCGGAGGCACUCUUCAACCUCAUGUCGGGCAUCCUGGGUCUGGCACCUUUCCCCGGCCCUGAGGCGGCAGCAUCCCGGUCUCCGCUGGACGCCUCUUUUCCCGCAGGCCCCGACGCCUUGCUGCCGGGUCCACCGGACCUUUACUCCCCGGAUCUGGGCGCUGCCGCCUUCCCAGACGCGUUCUGGGAGGUCUCACCCUCGGCGGGCGCCCCCUCACACUGCCUGUAUGAGCCUCAGCUCUCCCCGCCCGACGUCAAGCCAGGCCUCCGGGCGCCUCCGGCCUCUCCCGCGCUGGACACUGCCUCGGCCUUCAAAGGCCCCUACGCUUCCUGGGAGCUGCUCUCAGCUGGAGCCCCAGGGAGCUGUGGGUCACAGGGAGGUUACCAGGCCGCCCCCGACGCCCGUUUCCCCUCGAUGGGGGCCAAGAUUGAAGACCUGCUGUCCAUCAGCUGCCCAGCGGAGCUGCCGGCCGGUCCCGCCAACAGACUCUACCCCACGGGGUCUUACGACGCUUUCCCGUUGGCCGCAGGUGACUUAGGGGAGGUGGCCGAGGGCCUCCCGGGUCUCCUGACCCCUCCUAGUGGGGAUGGGGGGAGUAGCGGCGACGGCGGAGAGUUUCUGGCCGGUACUCAGGCUCAGGUUUCUCCCCUGGGUCUCCGCAGCACCGCGGCGGACUUCCCGAAACCUCUGGUGGCAGACAUCCCUGGGAGCAGUGGCGUGCCUGAGCCUCCCGGGCCACCGCCGCCGGCCCCAUUCCCCCCCACCAAGGCGCGGCGCAAGGGGCGCCGGGGCGGCAAGUGCAGCGCGCGUUGCUUCUGCCCGCGGCCGCAUGCCAAGGCCUUUGCUUGCCCAGUGGAGAGCUGUGUGCGCAGCUUUGCGCGCUCCGACGAGCUCAACCGCCACCUGCGCAUCCACACGGGCCACAAGCCCUUCCAGUGCCGCAUCUGCCUCCGCAACUUCAGCCGAAGCGACCACCUUACCACACACGUGCGCACUCACACGGGUGAGAAACCCUUUGCCUGCGACGUGUGCGGCCGCCGCUUCGCGCGCAGUGAUGAGAAGAAAAGGCACAGCAAGGUGCACCUCAAGCAGAAGGCGCGCGCCGAGGAGCGGCUCAAGGGCCUUGGCUUUUACUCUUUGGGCCUCUCUUUCGCCGCCCUGUGA